AAUGUACUAAACGCUGCACAGCAGUCCUACAUCAGGAGAGCUUUUCUUCCUGAAUGGUGCAGAUGGUAUGAUCUGUGCUCUUUGUGUGGCAACAAAAAUGUGCAGCACCUACAGAGAUGAGUGAAGUGCCAGCAAUAGCGUUCCCGAAAAAUAGGGGGCAUCUCCCUGCUCACAUCUCCAGCACUUGUAGCUGUGUCUGUCAGGCAGUGUGCACAGGGUGCCCUUAUAAAUGGAUGACACUGAAGCACAUGGAGAGAAGGGAGUUAAAUCAUAGUGAUAGGAUUCACACCUGACAGCAGCACAGCUCCUGCCCUGCAGUAUGGUUCUUAGCUAUCAUGCAGCUGCCUUUCUCCCCACCUCAGAAGUAAUUUGGUGGUGAUCAAGCAGAGCUGGUUCUUGAGGUCAGAAAGUGGGAGAAAAGUGACUUCGUGCAUCAGAUAGAUGUGAUACAGACACUGGGGGGAGGUACAAGAUGGGAGGCAAAUGAGCUCACCAACUACUAGACCUAUGCCAUGAUCCUGGCAAUCUCUACAACAGCCAAACUAUUUAAAGAGAUACUACCCUAUUCUCAUAGCAUACAAGCAGGGCAGAAUGCAGAAAAAUAAAUAUUAUCCAGAGAAACCGUGUCAGAAAACAGUUUCAUGUAGUGAAUUUACUAAACUGGUUUUCAGGUUCAUGGACUUUAUAAAAAUACUUAUUUUCUCUAAGAGAAGAAUCCAUUGUUACUAACAAAAAGGAAGAAUUUCCUGAUUGUAUUUCUGUAAAAAUGUAGGAACAUAUUUAAAGUGAAAAAAGUGCAGUCUGCAGUCGCCUAGCGAGAAAAACAAACCAACUGGAAUUUAUUCCUAAUGCAGACUACAAAGGAAGAGAUUAACUCAUUCAGUGAAUUAAUUCAUACUUGAAAAUCUUGAAUUCCUGAAUGCCUAAGGAUAUCAUAGUGUAAGUCUAUUCAUCCAUCAGGUCCAACUUAAUAAAAUAUAGAUGUGCAACUAGUAUUCCACUGAGGAAAAGUUCAUUUUAUUUGACAGUGCCUUACCAUUUUAAGGGUGUGGCAGUUUUGAGCUGCAUUAAAAUGGGCAGAUGCAAACAUGCCUGAUAAUCAUAAAUAAAGCUGGAAAAAAUCAAUGCUAGUCCACUCUUAAGGGCUACAAGAUUACAUAAAAUUAAAUGUGUUGCCAGUAUUUUUACUGCUAGAUGGAUGAAAAAUACAUGCACCUACUGAGAGUUAUCUCCAUCAAGUAUUGCGUGGCCUUAGAAAAGUAGUUCUGAACGCUGACUAAAUUAGAAUAACCCUAAGAAAUUUCACAUUUUUUCUCAGGAAACUCUCAGUACCCUCAGGUCAAACCCGCUCACAAGUUUAACUCCUAACUAAGGAUUUUUCCUACCUGUCAUCUGUGUAAAUUCAACUUGAUGUCUGGCUUGUAGACUAGAUUUUUCUUCACAUUGUCAUCCAAAGUUGUUUACGUCCAAUACUUUUGAUGUUAUUAGUGAUGACGCUUUCAUGGGCCUUCCUCAUCUAGAAUAUUUGUUCAUAGAGAACAACAGCAUUAAGUCAAUUUCAAGAAAUACUUUCAGAGGACUGAAAUCUUUAAUUCACCUGAGUCUCGCAAAUAAUAAUCUCCAAUCGCUUCCAAAAGACAUAUUCAAAGGCUUGGAUUCUUUAACAAAUGUAGAUCUUAGAGGCAACGCGUUUAAUUGUGACUGCAAACUGAAAUGGCUAGUGGAGUGGCUGGGCAGCACCAAUGCAACUGUUGAAGAUAUUUACUGUGAAAGUCCACCAGAAUACAAGAAGCGCAAAAUCAAUAGCCUCUCCUCAAAAGAAUUUGAUUGCAUUAUUACAGAAUUUGAAGUUUUUCAGUCCCUGCCAUAUCAAUCUCUAUCAGUAGAUACUUUCUCAUACAUGAAUGAUGAACAUGUGGUUAUUGCACAGCCUUUCACUGGAAAAUGCAUCUUUCUUGAAUGGGACCAUGUAGAAGUGAUGUUCAGGAAUUAUGACAACAUUACAGGUACUUCAACUGUUGUGUGUAAACCUAUAGUUAUUGAGAGUCAGCUGUAUGUCAUUGUUGCACAGCUGUUUGGAGGCUCCCACAUAUAUAAAAGAGAUAUUUUUGCUAAUAAGUUCAUAAAGAUUCAAGAUAUUGAAAUCCUUAAAAUCAGAAAGCCCAAUGACAUUGAAACUUUCAGGAUUGCUGAAGACUGGUAUUUUGUUGUUGCAGACAGUUCAAAAGCCGGUUUCACCACUGUUUACAAAUGGAAUGGGAAUGGAUUUUAUUCCCAUCAGUCUCUGCACGCCUGGUACAGAGAUACUGAUGUGGAGUUUCUUGAAAUAGCCGGCAAACCGCAUUUAAUUCUGUCAAGUAGUUCCCAAAGACCUGUAAUAUAUCAAUGGAACAAAGGAACAAAUGAAUUUGUUAAGCGUUUUGAUAUCCAGGAUAUGGAAGAUGCAUAUGCGGUGAAACAUUUCAAAGUGAAAGAGGAUGUAUACAUUUGUUUAACAAGAUUUAUUGGGGACUCUAAAGUAAUGAAAUGGGGUGGUUCAGCAUUUCUGGAUUUACAAAGAAUGCCAUCCCGAGGGUCAAUGGUAUUCCAACCGCUCCAGAUACGUAAUUAUCAAUAUGCCAUUCUCGGAAGUGAUUAUUCUUUCACUCAAGUCUAUUAUUGGGAUGCUGAGAAAGCAAAAUUUGUGAAGUUUCAAGAAUUAAAUAUACAGGCACCAAGAUCUUUCAUACAUGUCUCCAUCGAUAAACGAGAUUUUCUCUUUGCUUCCAGUUUUAAGGGAACUACAUUGAUUUAUAAACAUGUCAGAGUUGACUUAAGCGCAUGACACUCAUUAAUCUGAGGUUACAUCAGACUUUCUGCCGUAAGCGGACAAAAUGAACUAAAUGCAUGAUGACUCUCUUAUCUUACUUCCAAAUGAAUGCCUUUAAAAGUUGAGAUUGCUAGAACAAAGUAUUACUAGUAUCUUCAUCUUUAAUUGUCAAGUCUAGUGAUGUUGGAAGUUGCAUUUUUUAACAAAAAGAAAUUAACUGUUCUUUGCAUCCACAGUAUGUAAAUAUGUGUGCAACUGCAUCUGUUGCUAUAAAGAAUAUUAAGAUGUACUUUUCCAUUUAUUUAUUCACCUGUUUGAAACAACUGCCAAAUAAAAUGUUUACAU
This is a messenger RNA of Lagopus leucura (white-tailed ptarmigan), 3154 nucleotides long. It is a transcript of the gene LGI1, whose product is annotated as leucine rich glioma inactivated 1. Bases 1502 to 2824 code for a protein of 440 amino acids. Gene Ontology annotation, molecular function: protein binding. The record is from RefSeq and is a predicted model, not a curated record. The transcript is spliced from 7 exons. Lineage: Eukaryota; Metazoa; Chordata; Aves; Galliformes; Phasianidae.